GAUGAAAAAACAAUCCCAGAUGGAGGCAAGUUUGCGUGGCUUUGCCUAACGGGCACCGCUGCAUGCUUCUUCACAUCGUGGGGAUGGAUAAACUGCGUUGGAGUUUUCCAAGAAUACUACAAGCGCGUCCAAUACCCCGACCUAUCACACAGCACCAUCGGCUGGAUAUCUGCUACCGAAAUGUUCUGCAUGCUGUUCAGUAGCCCUGUCGCCGGAACAAUCUUCGACAACCACGGUCCUCGACAGCUUCUCUACGUCGGAACCUUCCUCCAUGUCUUCGGGCUCAUGAUGGCAUCCAUCAGUACACAAUUCUACCAAACUAUCCUCUCCCAAGGAAUCUGCUCUGCACUCGGUGCUGGACUCCUCUUCAACGCCGCAAUCUCUUGCGUUGCGACCUGGUGGGACAAGAAGCGUGGCAUGGCGAUGGGCAUUACAGCGGCCGGAUCUUCUCUCGGAGGCGUCCUUUUUCCCAUCAUCGUCUCAAAGACGGCCCCAAAGAUCGGAUUCCCAUGGGCCAUGCGAACAUGCACCUUUAUAAUCCUCGCUUUACUCUCGUACGCCAUAUUUAGCGUUAAGUCGAGGGUAAAACCUACAAAGCGCCCAUUCAAAGCAACUGCCUUUCUGAAGCCGCUAAGGGAAUUGCCAUAUGCUCUAUUCGGCAUAGCAUACUUCUUUCUAACUCUAGGCAUCCUCCUUCCCCUCUCUUACCUUGUUCAAGACGCGCACGCCCGUGGCAUGGGCGUCGAAAUAUCGCAGUAUCUUGUUUCGCUACUCAACGCCGGGUCUUUUUUUGGUCGCAUCAUCCCCGGUCUUGUCGGCGAUCGCAUUGGUCGCUUCAACACCAUGAUCGUGCUUGUGUUCCUCGCUACAAUAUUCAUCCUAGGCUUUUGGAUCCCUGCAAAGAGCAAUGCGGCGCUGAUCGCGUUUGCACCAUGUAUAGGUGCGGCUACGGGGGCGUCAAUUAGUCUGCCGCCUGCGAUGAUUGGGCAAAUUAGUGAUAUCAAGGAGAUUGGGGUCAGGAGUGGGACUAUGUGGGCGAUUGGAAGUUUUGGGGCGUUGAUAGGACCCCCGCUUGCGGGUGCGCUAAUCGGUGCUGUUGAUGGGGACUUCUGGGCGUUGAAAGUGUUUGGGGGUGGGAUGUGUCUUGCCUCGGCUUUGUUCUUUGUCGCUUCCAGGGUUGCGUUGGUUGGGACGGCAGUAAUGAAGAAGGUAUGA
This is a messenger RNA of Aaosphaeria arxii CBS 175.79, 1215 nucleotides long. Its product is annotated as MFS transporter, MCP family, solute carrier family 16, member 10. The annotation marks the transcript as partial. NCBI's taxonomy places the organism in Eukaryota, Fungi, Ascomycota, Dothideomycetes, Pleosporales. Gene Ontology annotation, cellular component: fungal-type vacuole membrane. The transcript has 2 exons. Gene Ontology annotation, biological process: transmembrane transport. Gene Ontology annotation, molecular function: transmembrane transporter activity. The record is from RefSeq and is a predicted model, not a curated record.